GCGCGGCCCUACCGUGCCGGCCCCUCGCGACCUCACCUCCUCCACCUCCAAUCCCCCCUGUCUGCCUCCCCUCGCCGGCAGGUUGCCCGUCGCAGCUCGGUCCCGCGGCCGCGCCGUAGAGACAGCACGCGAGCACCGGAGCAGCCUACAACAAGGAGUUGGAAUUCCGAAAAUUUCUGCUCUGCCGUUGCCACCAAAAGCCAUGCCGAUGUGGCGUCGAGUGCGGCCUCGAACGUCUGGCCAUGAGGACCGCCUUAGUGCACUCCAUGACGAUCUGAUCCUCCUCAUAGUAAGCAGGCUGGACACCCGAACAGCCCUCUCCAUGGCCGUCCUCGCCGGGCGCUGGGUUCGCAUCCCACGCAAGCUGUCGGCGCUCGACUUCAGGGUGAGCGACAUACUCCCGCCGGAGUAUGAACGGACCAUCGCCCUUCGCCAACGCAACAUACCGCAUGACGCCACUUUGGCCGGGGCACUCGACAGUCUCAAGGCACGAUGUGAGAUCGACACAAUAAGGUCAUUCGCCAACGGAAUCACGAGCUUCUUGGAAGCGGACAGUGGCCAUGAUGGGCGCGUGAAGACCCUCCAUCUCGAGUUUUUUCAGACAUACAACAGCAUCUGUGUGGACCGCCUGAUCAAUGCUGCGGUCGGCGCCUGGGGGGUGGAAGAUCUGGAGGUUGUCGUCAGGCAAUCAUCCGGUUAUGAUCAAACGCGGACAUACAACUUCCCCCACAACUGCCUCAACCUCCCGUCUUGCCUUCGCAGACUGACCUUGGGCAAGUAUUGUGCACUGCCACCGCUGCACAACUACAACACGCUUACCAAGCUUGUACUGCGUGACAUGUCGGCUUCCACGCCCGUGAACAUGUAUGAGAGGGUGUUCAGAGACUGCAUCGGGCUGCAGGUGCUUCACCUCACGUCCUGCUGCUGUGCACUUACCACUCUGGCGAACCUCGUCAUCCGAUUUACUGGGCGGAGAAGAUGGAUACGAGCCAGCCGUCCGGAGAGGAAGUUGCCGCACCUGAAAAGGCUCUAGUCGCCGACGUGCCUUCAAAUUGGGAUAUCUCAUGGACACAUGGCCUCCUCAUGGCCUCGAUAUUUCUUGAGGUCCUGCAUAUCCACGUGGCUCACUCGGAAACGGAGCCAGAUUACCUGCGCGGGAUGAAUUGGUACAAAUCACGCAAUGAGCUUCGACACCAUCAGCUCAAAGAAUUGGUCGUGAUUGGAUUCAUGCAGCGUAACAUAUGGCUUUUGAAGUAUGUAGUGAGGGUGUGCACAUCGUUGCAACACAUUGUUUUGCUGAAGGAUGGCCAUGUUCGGUACAUCGGACUCUGGGAUUGGCGGAUGGUCGGGCAGCAAACGUGUCCAUGGAGCGAUGAUGAGAAAAUGGUGGUGAGAAGAAUGAUGAAAAUGUUUGGGCUCAGGCCUCAUCCUGAACUGAUCUCGGGAUGAUCUCUUUUUUUGCU
Messenger RNA from Triticum aestivum (bread wheat), 1463 nucleotides. RefSeq lists its product as uncharacterized. The record is from RefSeq and is a predicted model, not a curated record. Gene Ontology annotation, molecular function: protein binding. Bases 203 to 1033 code for a protein of 276 amino acids. The transcript has 2 exons. Lineage: Eukaryota; Viridiplantae; Streptophyta; Magnoliopsida; Poales; Poaceae.